GGGGGGUCGGCGGGGACCAUGGGCGCCUCGGCCUCCCGGGGCCGGCCCGCCCGGGUCCCCCCGCCGGAGCCCGAACCCGAGGAGGCGCUGGACCUGAGCCAACUGCCGCCGGAGCUGCUCCUGGUGGUGCUGAGCCACGUGCCCCCGCGCACCCUGCUGGGGUGCUGCCGCCGGGUGUGCCGGGGCUGGCGCGCCCUGGUGGACUGCCAGGCCCUGUGGCUGCUCAUCCUGGCCCGGGACCACGGCGUCCUGCUGCCGCUCGCCCGCAGCUGCCUGCCCCCGGCCCGCGACGGCAGGCCGAGCCUCCUGGGUCGCUUCUGCGAGCGCCGCCCGAUCGGACGCAACCUCAUCCGCAACCCCUGCGGCCAGGGCUUCCAGAAGUGGACGGUGCAGCACGGUGGGGACGGCCGGGUGGUGGGGGUGAACAUGUCACCGGUGCUUGGGGCCCCCUCGCAGACCUGCUUCGUGUCUUCCUACAGGUGGUGCCACAAAAAGCAGGUCAUGGACCUGGGGGAGGAGGGUCUGUGGCCAGAGCUGCUAGAUAGCGGCAGGAUUGAGAUUUGUGUGUCUGAAUGGUGGGGAUCCCGAGACGACUGUGGCUGUGAGUACAGGCUCCUUGUCCAGCUUCCAGAUGCCAGGCAGAACGUCCUGGACGAUUUCAUCUGCUUUCAGGUGACCCACGUGUUCUCCAACAUCAGGAUGGGCCUGCGCUUUGUGUCUUUCGAACACCGGGGCCAGGACACACAGUUAUGGGCUGGUCACUAUGGAGCCCGUGUGACCAACUCCAGUGUGUUCGUGCGGGCCCGGCUGUCUUAG
This is a messenger RNA of Leptonychotes weddellii (Weddell seal), 816 nucleotides long. NCBI's taxonomy places the organism in Eukaryota, Metazoa, Chordata, Mammalia, Carnivora, Phocidae. The record is from RefSeq and is a predicted model, not a curated record.